CUUUCGCUCUUCAACCAAGUCAUCCGUCUCCUUCGUCGUCGACCACAUCGUCCAGAAUGCCUUUCGGCCUCAUCAUUGGUACAGAACGAGCAGUUUCAUUACAAAACUCAAUCCAAAAUGAACUCACCAAGAGAGGUUACAGUCCCGACGCCGAUCCCGUCAUGGCGGAAUACAUUACUAUCAUGAUCAUAAAUAACAAGACACCCGCCCAAAUCACUUCGGAGCUAGAAGAUCUAAUUGGAUCGGAUUAUGACCCUAGUUUUACUGACUGGUUGUUCAUCGAGGCCGCAAAAGGGGUUCCCGAGUCCGAAGGGCCGUCGUCAAUACCGAUUCCACCUGCUGCGCCCGCCGCAGAAGCUAAGCCGACCCGUGACCCACCGCAUGCUCCAGUCGACCCCUCUCGGCGACCACCAAAUGCUCCUCGUCCAGGCGCUCCACCGUAUCAACAAGCUAUUGCAUCAGCCAUUUCUUCUGCCUCCCCUUCAUCCCAAAAACGUACUGCGUCGGCGCGUUCUCCGUCACCAACAGGUCAAGGACCUUCAAAGGCCCGCAGAACAGACCUCCCCACAGGCCCCCGUGCGAUGCAGAGCAACUCGACCGGUCGUAGUUUGCUGGAUAGAGUGGGCGGUAGGAAUGGGAAUGCAACCUUCGCACGUAACGACGAAAUCCAAGCCCGUAUUGACGCUGUUACGAAUGGCAGCACUCCAGAUCCAAGCAUGAUGAUGCCGUUCCAAAAUGGCAUGGAAAUGGCCAUGAGCCCAAAUCCCUUAAUGCUGCAGGACAUGAUGAUGAACCAGAUGGCACUCAUGGCACAGAUGGCAACGUCAAUGGGAAUGUUGAAUCCGGGAACAGGGCAGAUGAUGGCCAUGAAUGGAGGCUUUCCGAUGCAACAAGGUGAUAUGGCCAUGUAUGCGGGAGGGAUGAAUGGACAUUCAUUCGGACAGAAUACUGGAGGCGUUCGUGGUCGCGGUGGUGCUACAAGGGGAGGAAGAGGAAGAGGUGGUGGACGAGGUGGCCAUCUUCGGCCGUCACCGGCUCCUGCUGAAGCGCAACAGGAGACUGUCCCUCUUACUGUUGAAACCUCCCUUCCUGCACCUAUCGCAGCACCUGUGCCAGUGCCGGCACAGUCCACAUCCCCUAUUCCUGCAAUUCCAGCCACGCCACAACGAAUACCGUAUGCUCUCCCAGACAGGCCCCUUUCCCCGACGCUUUGCAAAUUCGGCACCAAAUGCACCAAUUCUCAGUGUCGAUUUUCGCAUCCGUCGCCAGUUGCCACUGCUGAAAGUGGAGUGGUGCUCAGUACAGAACCAUGUGAAAAGGGAAAAGAGUGCAAGGACAAGGACUGUAUCAAAUCGCACGUUAGCCCCGCUACUAACAAUCCAGCUGCACCAGAAGCCCAAAAACCGGUCUCGACACCUUUGGUCCACGCCCACCCUAGUCCAUUGCACCCACACCCACACCCAUCUACCAUCCCGUGUCGCUUCGGCUCUGCCUGCACACGUCCUGGUUGUCUUUAUAGCCAUCCACGAUCCCAAUAUACUCAACCAUGUCGUUUCGGCGCCGCGUGCACACGAGCAACGUGUCCGUUCCAGCACCCAGAGGGACGGGUACUCCCUUCCACUUUCCAUCGCGGCCUUGGCGCGCAUUCGCCUAUGGUCAACGUAACAGCUCCUCCCACAGGGAGCAUAGGCGUGCCAAGCCCUCACCGCAGUAUGACGUUCAAUAAGGGCACGGGCAAUGUAAAGGAUAAGUUGGAAAAGCAAAUCAAAGACAUUGAGGUGCAGAAGAAGGCCGUCGCUGAGGCCGAGGCUGCAGCUGGGGGCAAGGGCGAGACGAAAUCGGUCCCGAUCGCCGUCUAAUUUCAGAUUCGGUCUCUCGCCCUUGAUAUGCGACUGUGCGACUGCCGUAGCAGACAUACGUUGGGUUUCCCGUUAAUUUGGUUCCCCAACUCAAUCCUCCAACUACCCUCGCAGUAGAAAUUUUCCUCUUACUUGUACGGACAAGAACCUGGUGUCCAAGUUGCUCGCUCUUCACGCCGUAUACCUCUGCCACUUUCGAGAGACGAGGUUGUUGGCUCGAGCUGGUUUUGUUGUAUUGCUCUAUAAAAUAUUUGUGUGCCGCCUUACUUACAUAUUUGCUACUACCGUGUCUCCAUCACAGGGUUGUCACACUGAGGGCGGAUGAAAUGGACAGUUUUAAUCGGGUGCCCACUGUUUUGU
Messenger RNA from Pisolithus orientalis, 2219 nucleotides. RefSeq lists its product as uncharacterized. The transcript has 8 exons. Gene Ontology annotation, cellular component: cytoplasm; nucleus. The record is from RefSeq and is a predicted model, not a curated record. Gene Ontology annotation, biological process: regulation of mRNA stability. The coding region runs from base 57 to 1859 and encodes 600 amino acids. Gene Ontology annotation, molecular function: poly(A) binding. NCBI's taxonomy places the organism in Eukaryota, Fungi, Basidiomycota, Agaricomycetes, Boletales, Pisolithaceae.